Messenger RNA from Lineus longissimus, 2646 nucleotides. RefSeq lists its product as uncharacterized. The record is from RefSeq and is a predicted model, not a curated record. NCBI's taxonomy places the organism in Eukaryota, Metazoa, Nemertea, Pilidiophora, Heteronemertea, Lineidae. Bases 146 to 1549 code for a protein of 467 amino acids. The transcript has 10 exons.
UGUGUACAUGCAGGUGUCAGUUUUGCAUGUCUUCAUCAAAUUUGUGAUAAAAAGACGAAAAAUGACAACAAAGAACUCGUAAAUUACCACAUUUGUGGCAUAGUUUAAUUGAUAAAAGUAUCUUAGUUCCUGAAAAUACUUUAGGAUGUCCCGGGCCGCUGUCACAAAGUCCCGAGCGGACAAAACAAAAGGAGGGACAUCAGCUCCAACUCCAGCUGUUCUGCAUGAGAUUGUGCCUGGAAGGUACAAUGAUCAAGAUUGGGGUUUUAUGCUAGAUAAAGAUGAUGGCGAUGAAUUCAUCACAGACAUUGUUGAGGACAUCUGCAGCAACGCAGUCUCAAUUAUCUAUGACAAAUACAUUGAAAGACAAUUACUACCUUUUACAAUCCUUCAAGCAAAGGAUGCCAUCUUACAAAUCAUUGAGUGGCAGUUCUUGAUGCAAGAUGAAGGAGAGCCAACAAUAGAGGAUGAUGAAACCUGGGUGGAAGAUGAAGAACCAAUCCCAGCUAUUGCAGAUUGUUGGGCGCAGGGUCUGGUGCCAAAGAGAUAUGUGGCUGGACUGACACCAGAGCCAAUCACUGAGGAGCCAACAGAACUUGAAGUCGAAGAGAUAGACAUGACAGAUGAGGUAGCACCUACACCGGAAGCUGCUGAUGAGGAAGAAGAAGAGGAAAUAAAGGUGGAAGAACCUGAAUCAUUGCAGCCAGAGGAGACUGAAUCACCACCAGAGGACACAAAGGAGCCUGAACCAGAGAGAAAGCCUGAGCCACCAAAAGAACAACCAAAGAAAAAGCGGAAGAAAUUCCGGCCAUACGGAGGACGAAUAAAUCACGCUGGGUUAGGCGGUAUGGUGGAGUCUUUAGAACAGACAGAGAUGCGUCUUCUGCAGGAAGAGGCGUCUAACUAUAAGAUUGCAGGGGAAGACCAAAACAGUAAUAACACUCUGAUGAAUAUGCCUGCUUCCUGUCACUCUAUUUUAAGGGUGCAAGCUGGGCGUCCCCCAGGCAACAAAGAUGUCAUUUAUGAUGAUCAAGGAAAUGUUUUAUCCGUGACGAAGUUAGAUCCGAGUAAACUGCCAUCUCAUUUUGUGCGGACCACAUUCAGUGUGGUUGACCCAGCAGUGGAGGCAGCACAGGCAAGACUUGAAGCCAUGAGGACAGGGAGGUUCGUCCCUGCUUCACAAAAGAAGAAGAAAAAUAAAUUCAUGACAGCAAUGUUUGCAGCUGCAGCAGAGUCAAAAGUAGAUACCAAGGUGAAGGAUAUCAAGCCCCAGGAUGCGGUCCAGUCUCUCCCUGCUCCACUUAUUGAAUGCAUGGAUAUAGCACCCGGUGUUGUAGUGAAAGAAGGCAACCGCAUCAAGCGUGGACCAAGACAGUUCGGAAAGACAACGGAAACUGAAGUGAAUGCAAAUCUACGACCAUUGCUCCCUCACCCACCCACGCCCGUUUAUACAGCAAGAGACAUAUUAGACUGUGGGACCCCUGUCUUAAAAAUGAUCCGUGACUCACCCAUCAUUCCCCCAAUAGCUCACAAACAAGCAUCAUAUUAAGAGAUUUUUCAAAACGUUUCUAAUAGUUUUAAGAUCCAUGUGAUGCUAGUCUUGUUGUCACAGUUCAUGUGACACUGAUUUCCUCACUCAGUUUCAUUAUGAAGUAAUACUUGUCAGGCUAUUUCUUUCUUCGUGAAUGACCUACUCCUUUAUCAUCCUCUUGUGAUGAUUCGAGUUUAUUGCAAAUAUGAUAGAAAAAGAGCUCAAUUGACAUUAAUCACCCUGACCUCGCCAAUGUCGGCUUGAAACUUGUGACUAAUUUUCCUUGUUUAUCUUCCUUGUGAGGAGCUCCUGCUGAACUGCAUAUUUGUGCUAUAAUCCCAGGCUGAAUUCUGUGAUAUUCCCAACCAGGAUCUGUUAUUAGACUGGGCAGUCAGCCAAGGCAGUGUUUUUUUAUCAACUGGUAUAUUUUUCAUCAUUAAUUCCGUCCCGUUUUAUAAUACCAGAUUGAAAAUACACACACUGUUGAGACGAUCUUGACCAGGCACGCUGUACAUGUACAUGUAGUUUCUAAGUACGUAUUGUAUUGAAACUUCAAUGUUGUCCUAUAACAUUUGUCCAAGAAAUGUUUGUUUCUUCCAUCCAUCAGAAUUGAUAAGGUUUAAUUAUAUUUUUUAGUCAAAGUGAAUUUUGUAUGACCAGCGUUCUAAAGUGUACCUUCUCAUUUCCUGUUCAAAACUCUGGUGCAGAAGAUCGCUAUAGCUCGAUUUGGUUUGCUGAACACGUGCUUAGGUAGUAUUUUUCUAUUCAGAAACUCCUGGGGUGGAAUUCCAUAUUAAUGACUCAUGUAUCAGUUUAGAGUUUCAUUCAACUUUGCAAAGAUACGGACCAAGGUGUGGUAAUUGAAGAGGCGUUGUAUUGAGCAGGCGAAGUUCACUGUGUUAGGAGAACUAUUCGUGUAUAAAAUUAUUGUACGAAAUUCUGUUUAUAAGGAUGAAAUUGCUAGCAACUUACAUCAGUUUGCAAUUCUCUCAAUUUUGCCAAGUCUGUCAUUGUUGUGAUGUAUAUACCUGUACAUAUCAGUUAUAAUGUAAAGAUUAGAUUUAUUUCUACAUUCAUUGUAUUUCCACAAAUAAAAUCAUGUUGUUUGAUAAAAA